AGCUGUCAUUUUUUGACGUCUAUGUAGCCGACGACACAUGUGUGAACUCCCGUUGGUUUUGUGUUUAUGAAACAGUUGAUCAGUUAGCAGUAGUCGGUUGGUAUAUCUUUACCAAAUCUUUGGCCGAACCGUAACGAUAUAUUUUUAAACCUGUUGUGUCGAGAUCAGGCAAGUUCUUGAAAAUAGCAUAAGAUUUUUACAUUAGUGCUGACACAUACACAUAUUUUCGUCAUAUUACGACCAGUUUAGGAAACAUGAAGAUUUUCUGUAAGAACAACCAUAAAAGAAUAUGAGUGAUAAACCCAAACCAUCUAAGAGAGUUAUCGUUUAUGAAGAAUUUGUUGAUGCCUCCACCGAUGUUUCUGAAAAUGAUAUUCGGGAAUACGGUCAACGUUUAGGAAUUGAUCUCGCAGCUAAUCCAACAUUAACAACUUUGGUGAGGGAUUGGAUCUUACAACCUCUGCCUCGCUUUUGGUUCCCAUGUCUUGACACUCGAACGGGCCAGUGGUUUUAUUCAAAUGCUUUGAACGGUCAGUCAAUUUGGCAUCAUCCUCUUGAGGAAAUCCACAGGAAUUUGGCUCAAGAGUAUUUAUCCUGUCAGAUAAUUAGAGAAAGGGAGAACCCAGAAGGAGAGUCAUCGGAACAAUCCAUGGAAAGUGGUUUGAGCACAAAGGGAUUUGGGGGCCUCUCAUCUUCCACUAUGGGAGGCAUCACACCCGUCAAAACGCCGCUUCCUCGAACACUGGCACCAUUGAAAAGAAUUCCAAAAAUUGAAUCAACAACAAAUGUACUGACAACGUCUCCGAAUCCUCUGCCUCCUUUUUGUGUUCCAACUUCACCUCAUUCGCACAACGAACAAGUUCGACAGGUGUCGUUUUCUACAUUCAAAUCGAGCGACACCAUAUCUUCACUUUUACCUGGAGAUCUCCUUUUUGAAAAUCGUGAUCGUCCAACCACCGUAGUGGCGCCUUUUAACCAUUCCAUUCUGCCAGUUUCAACGGCAGGAAGCCUUCAUAGUAAAAUAACGAAUUCAGAAGAUGAUCACCCACCCCAACAAACGAAACAAGUCCCAGUUUACCCUACUUCCGGAAGUAGAAACUUGAGUCCAUUAACAACUGAUAAAAUUAUCGUUAAAGAGCUCUCGACUUCCGUCUCUAAUUUUCAAUUGGAACCUGUAGUUCAGCAAUCGAAGCCACGAAUAAGUUUCACUGAACGUCUAGCCGCAAAAAAAGCGUCUCAAAGACUCAAAAGCAACGAAUCUUCCGAAUCGUGUCUGUCGAAUGCGAACGAAACGGAUCACACAAGUGCAAUGAAUUCGGAGAAGAGACACGUUCAUUUUGAUAUAGAACCAAAUCACUACCACCAAUAUACCCCGGAAUGUUCUGAAGAAAACAAGGCGACCGAAAGGUCAGAAUCUUCAAGCUCGGAAGACAUUCUAGACUUGGUAGGUGAUCCUGAAUAUUUGAAACCGCUAACCGAUGUUCAAUGCUACCCGACAGCGUACGAAGAGAAAAGAUGGGAGGUGUCAUUCACCUCAUUUGGCUUGACGUCUCCAAACAUUUCACCAGUCAAGAUUUCAACUGCCUUUAUUGAUAAUGAAGAUUCUAAUGAAAUGGUGACGCGUUUCAAUUCCGAAUACUGCCCUAGUCCGUUGUCUGCCAGUGAAAAGAGUGACAACGCUGAUAUGGUAGAAGACGAAACUACCAUAUGCCCUGAUAAUAUGCAAAAUGAAGCAGGCGAAGAAGCCGAAAACUGUAUCCCAGCAUUGAAAACGAACCUCGAGUCUCGUAUAGUGACCAAUGUACUGCCAGAAACCGAAAUCCGUGUGCCAACGCAUCGCGAAAAUUCAGAAACGCUAUCACCAACCUUGUCAUUUCAGCCUGCACGUGAGGAAGUGCAUGAAGAAAAUUUGAAUUUUGCCUUUACACAAAUUGAUAAAUCAAAUAAUUCCAUUGCAAAUAAUAAUGGAAAAGAAGUAGAAAACACUGACAUCCCGCCUCUCAUUAUUUCCCAGUUAACAGUUGAACCUCAAGUAAUUGAGGAUGUCCCACCCGUGAAAUUGGUUUUGGAAAAUGCUACUCCAAAAUUAGUUCGAAGCAUUACGCGUUCUGAAUCGCUAGAAGAAUCAGUCUUGACAAGCCAAGUCAACCCAGUGAUCGCCCAAGACAUUCCUGCAUGUCAGAGUCCUGUUGUAUUCAUCACGUGUGAUACAAAGCCGGUCGAAUCGCAAAAUCCUGUUGUUCAGAUGGAUGCUGCCCUUAAUUUGAAUACCGAGCAAGAAGCUAGUCAACUAGAUUUGUUAUUACCUCCGGCAUCUUUCAGUGAGUUUCCGCAAACCGUCACGCAAACGGAAGAGCUAAUUGCAGAUUCUUCUGUCAAAUGUGAUGCUUCAGAUGCACGAAUCGGCCAUGAGAAGACGACCCAAUCUCUAGAAGACUGGCAAAUGAUAAAAAAAGAAAUGGAAUCAAAAUUAGAAAACGAAAAGAAAAGACUAGAAAGUUGGUUCGCUAGCGAAAUCGCUCAAAUUAAGGAACAAUUCGAAAAUCAGCUGGCGAGCGAACGGGAGAGAACAGAGAAUUUGAGCAAACUGGUCGAAAAUGCCAAGUCUGAGAAAGAAGAAUUAGCCAAACGUGAAAUAGUUCGUCUGGAAGAGACUUUAGCACAUUUGGUAGAGGAGAAAACCCGUCAAGUCCAGACACAACUCAACAAUGAAGUAUUGCAGUGUAAUAACUCUGUUUUACAUCGGACUGUCGCCCGUCAAGAUGCCAAUGUGCAAACAGAGGAGCCGCCCAUUCCGGUCAUUAGCCUUCCAAUGGAACAAAUGGCGCCUUUGUUGAAGGUUGACAAAAUUGAAACUACUGAAUCGAAUCCUUCAAAAUAUGAAACAAAUUCUCGCUGGGAAAGUCGAGACUCACCUAGACGAGACUCGCGAAUCCAUUGCCAGUGCGACAGCCUUCAGAAACAGGUGGCACGCGUUGAACGGGAAAUGCAACUGCUCAAGCAAAGGAACUUGUCGUUUCAAAAAAAUCCGCCAACAAGGAAAAAGAACACACCCGUCAAGGCUCAACGGGAGCCUUGGUGGUUAGACACUGACGAGUCGACGACAUCGACCACAUCGUCUGUUUCCGAUUGGAGACACUCUAGAGGCAGAAGCCAGUCGAUGACAAACCUGCACGCAAGCAGAGACAGUUUAGCCGGAAAAAAGUCGACGCCCAUUCAACGAGCGCGUGAGGGACUUUCUAAGAGUCAAACGCCCAGGAGAGCGUGGAUGGAAGAUCUAUCCACCGACCAUUCUCUGGGUGACAUGCACACGUCAGGAAUUAGUAGUGCAAUUCCAACGGGCGAGUGGGACACGGUUCUGAGUUCCAUCCAGAAAAUUAGUGGCGAUCUACAGGAAGUGUGGUCUCAUAUUGGACCACGACCAAGACCGUUAUCAUACCACUCUUACCAAAGUCCACUGUGGAUGCCUUCGUCUCAAUCGCUCAUGACUAACGAUCGCGUGCCUCUGCAUUGGUCUUUUAGCGGAUCGACAGCCGAACGUACGCAAGCGCUGAGGCUCUGGUUACAACAAAACAAAACGCAGCAUUCCAAAUCUUUCCUCUGACAGCCAAAAGAAAACAGUAUUAGCCGUCCAAACUUAGGUUUCCUUUUUGUUGAUAACCUUUUUAUUAUCAAAGUCAAAUGUAUAAUCAGUUUUGUAUGGGAAUGAAACGGUCUAAAUGGGA
Messenger RNA from Daphnia magna, 3725 nucleotides. RefSeq names its product centrosomal protein of 164 kDa. The transcript has 8 exons. Lineage: Eukaryota; Metazoa; Arthropoda; Branchiopoda; Diplostraca; Daphniidae. Bases 290 to 3604 code for a protein of 1104 amino acids. The record is from RefSeq and is a predicted model, not a curated record. Gene Ontology annotation, molecular function: protein binding.